UCACACUUACACUCUCUCUCUCUCUCUCUCUCUCUGUCUCUGAAUAACCAAACAGUCUCUACCAAACCCUCUCUCUCUCUUUCUCUCUCAUUUUCUUUCUCAAAUUUUCUCGGGAAAAUCAUGGUGAAAGGUCCAGGUCUUUACUCCGAUAUCGGCAAGAAAGCCAGAGAUCUUCUCUACAAAGAUUAUCAGAGCGACCACAAGUUCACCGUCACUACCUACACUUCCACGGGAGUUGCAAUCACUUCAACUGGAAUUAAGAAAGGUGAGCUGUUUUUGGCCGAUGUGAGCACUCAGCUGAAGAACAAGAACAUCACGACUGACAUUAAAGUCGAUACCAACUCUAAUCUUCUCACAACGGUUACUGUUGAUGAACCUGCACCUGGACUCAAGACUAUCUUUAGCUUUAUUGUUCCUGAUCAGAGGUCUGGUAAGGUAGAACUCCAAUACCAGCAUGAAUAUGCUGGAAUUAGCACCAGCAUUGGAUUGACUGCCAAUCCAAUUGUGAACUUUUCUGGUGUCAUUGGAAACAAUGUUGUUUCCCUUGGGACUGAUCUUGCAUUUGACACUGCCUCUGGGAACUUCAACAAGUUGAAUGCUGGGUUGAGUUACACCCAAUCUGACCUCAUUGCUUCCCUGACAGUGAAUGAUAAAGGUGACACCCUUAAUGCUUCAUACUACCACAUAGUAAGCCCAUUGACCAGCACAGCUGUCGGUGCGGAGCUGUCACAUAGCUUUUCAAGCAAUGAAAACACUCUCACAAUUGGCACACAGCAUGCACUUGACCCCUUAACCUCGGUGAAGGCCAGAGUGAACAACUAUGGUAGGGCCAGUGCUCUCAUCCAGCAUGAGUGGCGCCCAAAAUCCUUGUUCACCAUCUCAGGAGAGGUGGAUACCAGGGCAAUUGAAAAGAGUGCAAAGAUCGGGCUGGCCUUGGCGCUUAAGCCUUGAGCUAAUUAACUACCCUUGGUGUGAGUGGAAAGAUGGACUUGUUUCGUUGUGGUGGAGGGUAAUAAGGUAGAUGAAUGACUCUUUUUGAUCCAAUUAAUUUCGAUCUUUUGAUGCUGUGCUAUUGGUUUCUGCAUAUUUUGGUGGUCAAGGGUUGUAAAAAAUAAUUUUAGCUGGUGGCACGAACCAAUGUCAAUUUUCAUUUCGAAUUCUUAUCCAUUCAAAUGUUUAUGGAAGGUAUUCUUUGAGGAAACAGUUAUAUGGAGUUUUUUUUCACUCGAUGAAUGCUGUUUCUCGCACUCCAAA
This is a messenger RNA of Quercus robur (English oak), 1254 nucleotides long. Its product is annotated as mitochondrial outer membrane protein porin of 36 kDa. Gene Ontology annotation, molecular function: voltage-gated monoatomic anion channel activity. Gene Ontology annotation, biological process: monoatomic anion transmembrane transport. The transcript is spliced from 6 exons. The record is from RefSeq and is a predicted model, not a curated record. Gene Ontology annotation, cellular component: mitochondrial outer membrane. The coding region runs from base 121 to 951 and encodes 276 amino acids. NCBI's taxonomy places the organism in Eukaryota, Viridiplantae, Streptophyta, Magnoliopsida, Fagales, Fagaceae.